Messenger RNA from Dissoconium aciculare CBS 342.82, 2830 nucleotides. RefSeq names its product phosphoribosylformylglycinamidine cycl. Gene Ontology annotation, cellular component: cytosol. The transcript is spliced from 4 exons. NCBI's taxonomy places the organism in Eukaryota, Fungi, Ascomycota, Dothideomycetes, Mycosphaerellales, Dissoconiaceae. Gene Ontology annotation, biological process: adenine biosynthetic process; 'de novo' IMP biosynthetic process; L-threonine metabolic process. The record is from RefSeq and is a predicted model, not a curated record. Bases 184 to 2457 code for a protein of 757 amino acids. Gene Ontology annotation, molecular function: ATP binding; homoserine kinase activity; phosphoribosylformylglycinamidine cyclo-ligase activity.
CACAUGGAGAGGCAAAUUGAAUGGUGAUGUCGAGUCAUCGUCUCAGGAAAACCGGUCAAUGAAAUCUUCUCUGUGACCAGAACGAUUGCAAGCGGAUGAAAUGAUGGAAUCUAUUCGCUAUUGCAAAAGAUAGCAGGGUUACAAUGUGGGAAGAGCUGUGCUCUGUGCUUGCUGAAGUCGAGGAUGACUAACGUAGCCCGGAUCAUCAUCCUCACAAGACAUCCGUCGGAACUGAAAGAGAGCCAGAGAAGUCUCUACGUUUUAUUGCAACAUACAGCAGAGCAGUUGAGAUCUCGAGCCAAUGCAGGCGAGGUGGGGGGCUCGCGAAAGUCAUCAGCCCUGCGAACGACCUCAGGAUUGAGAGGAAUUUUCGACACCACCUUACGGGGCAAAUAUGGUCGUCAUCAAGGUUCCCUGCUCUUCGGCGAACAUCGGUCCAGGCUUCGAUGUCAUCGGCCUGGCUCUCUCCGGUCCGUCGAUUUGGCUCCCGACCACAACCUUAUUUCACAGACGGCACUCUAUGUCCUUCGUUGUCAUGAGUUGCGAGCAUUUCCAACGCCGACACACGUUCAUGUUGUCAAUCCCAUCCCGUUGGGACGAGGUCUAGGAUCGUCGGGUGCGGCAGUCGUGGCCGGAGUUGCGCUGGGAAGUGAGGCGGGAAAGCUAGGCUUAUCCAAGGACCGCAUCCUCGACUUCUGUCUCAUGAUUGAGCGACAUCCUGACAAUGUUGCUGCUGCGCUGUAUGGUGGGUUUGUCGGCAGCUAUCUCAAGGAGUUGAACCCGGAAGAUCUGAAGCGCAGAGAGAUCCCGCUCGCAGAAGUUCUUCCCGCCCCGCAAGGUGGUGUCGACACUGGGCUGAAGCCGCCGAUCCCUCCGAUGGACAUUGGCAAGCACAUCCGCUUUCCCUGGGCAAAGGAGAUCAAAUGCAUUGCUAUCAUCCCGAACUUUGAGGUGUCUACGGCAAUGGCAAGAACUGUAUUGCCAGAGUCGUACAGUCGAGCAGAUGUCAUAUACAAUCUGCAGCGAGUAGCGCUCUUGACCUCUGCCUUAGGACAGAGCCCUCCAAAUGCUGACAUGAUCUACGACGGGAUGCAGGACAAAGUGCAUCAACCUUAUCGUAAGGGUCUAAUUCCAGGCCUGACAGAAAUUCUCCACUCCGUCACUCCCAAAUCACAUCCCGGCCUGCUCGGUAUCUGUCUUUCAGGAGCUGGACCCACGAUCCUUGCGCUCGCAACUGACAACUUCGACAAAAUUGCACAAUACUUAAUCGGUCGCCUAGUGGAAGAAUACAAGGCAAUCAAAGGCGAGGACAUCACCUGUCAAUGGAAAUUACUCGAGCCUGCCAACGAUGGUCUUACCAUCACCCAAGAUGCGCCGAAGGGGGUAAAAGCUACCGAAGGAAUGACCUACGCAGAUGCUGGAGUUUCGAUCGACGCCGGUAACGAUUUUGUUCAAAGCAUCAAGGCUGCGGUGGCCUCGACUCGCAGACCUGGCGCGGAUGCCGAGAUUGGCGGUUUCGGCGGUGCAUUGGAUCUAGCAGCGGCUGGAUACAAUGAGGCCCCGAUCCUCAUUCAGGCCAUCGAUGGUGUCGGUACCAAGUUAAAGAUCGCUUUCGCUAUGAACGACUUUUCCACUGUUGGCAUCGAUCUUGUCGCAAUGAAUGUCAACGACCUUGUUGUACAAGGCGCUGAGCCGCUCACAUUCAUGGACUAUUACGCCUGCUCAAAACUUAACGUGCCAGAUGCUGCUUCCUUCGUCGAAAGUGUGGCAAAGGGAUGCAAAGAAUCCGGCUGUGCGCUCGUUGGUGGCGAGACCGCCGAGAUGCCUGGCAUGUACCAAGGAAAUGAAUUCGAUGCCGGCGGUGCGGCUACCGGAGCCAUCAGGCGGGGACAGAAGGUGCUCCCGGACAAAGAGUCAAUGAAUGAAGGCGAUAUUCUUCUGGGACUGUCCAGCAAUGGCGUUCAUUCCAACGGCUUUUCAUUGGUGCGCAAGAUCAUCGAGAAGCGCGGUCUUGCCUUCACGGAUGCUGCGCCAUGGGAUAGCUCGAGCACCGUCGGACACAGCCUGUUGACGCCAACGCGAAUAUACGUUAAGCCACUGCUCGCUGCUGUAAAGAAGGAUCUCCUGCUAGGCAUGGCACACAUCACGGGCGGCGGCCUCGAGGACAAUAUUCCCCGAAUGCUACCCAAACACCUGGCCGCGGAGGUCGAUGCGUCAGCGUGGCCAGUACCUGACGUGCUCCUAUGGCUUAAGCAGGCGGGCAAUGUCAGCAGUCGCGAGUUCGCGCGGACGUGGAAUACGGGACUGGGAAUGGUCAUCGUCGUCAAGGCCUCAUUGGCGCAGGAGGCGACUGCAGCAUUGCAGGAUGCGGGCGAGCGGGUUCACACGAUAGGAAAGCUGAUUGCGAGAAAGGACGAGGGUGUUGUUUUGAGCAAUACUCAAGGAUGGGAACAAUGAGCUCUGGAUUUUGGCGACAUGGAUCUGGCAUUGCGGCUUUCAGAUGUUAUUAUUGCGUUUCAAAGUCUUGAAGAACCAUGCUAUUGUGCAAGCUAGAACAUAUUUUGUGCAUUCUUCGCCCAUUUGUGCAUAUGAGAUGCAGACUAUGAGACGAUGUUCCAGCCUAGGUACCUAGGUACCCAUGAAACACAACUCUCACACACCUGCGCAAGCGCGCGUUCUCGCAGAAUGUGUUCACCCCGGUAGAUCCUCGGCUGACUGUUAGCGCAUCACUUCCGCUCUGUGAUAUCAACCCUCGAAAUUUCAGACGCCUCACUUCUCUCUUCUCUUCUCUCUCUCACGCGCCUUACUAGACAGUGCCUGACAGUGUUUC